UAGAGAGAUGAGACCGAAGGGAACUGUACUGUACAGAGAGAGAAAAGACUCUGGGGCCUGGGCAAUUUAAAGCUAGCUUUCUUUAUCUUGGGUUUUCAAACUCCAGAAAUCUGAACAAAACCAUAUAAAAAGCGCUCCCUUUGACACCUAAUCCCAAAAUAAAAAAAAAAAAAAAAACCAUUCUGUCUUCUUUUUUUCCCCUUUUGACGAUUUCACACCUUAUUUUCACACCACCCCCGCCCCACCUCCAUUCCAUCCAUAUAAAUCAUUCCUCUUCUCUCUGUACACAUCUUUUUUGUUCUUUAUGUUGAAUUCAAACCACCUUCCUUGCAUCCAAAGCGAUUCUCUCUCUCUCUCUCUCUCUCUCUCUCUCUCUCUCUCUCUCUAUACAUCUUUUCUAAAUAUAUUUAUAUCAAGACGUACUACUCUGCGAUGGAAGGUCAUCCACAUCAUCAUCAUCAGAUUAGUGUGAAUAUAGAUACAGGAGAUAGAUUUCCUCAAUGGAGUAUUCAGGAGACGAGGGAUUUGUUGAUGAUACGAGCCGAGCUCGAUCCCACGUUUAUGGAAACCAAGCGAAACAAGCUUCUGUGGGAAGUGAUUGCGACGAAAAUGAAGGAAAAGGGUUACAAUCGAAGCGCAGAGCAGUGCAAGUGCAAGUGGAAAAACCUCGUCACUCGAUACAAGGGAUGUGAAACCAUGGAGCCAGAAGGAAUGAGGCAGCAAUUUCCAUUUUACAAUGAGCUACAAACUAUUUUUGGUGCGAGGAUGCAAAGAAUGCUGUGGAUGGAAGCGGAGGGGGGACUGAGCGCGCCCAAAAAGAAAGGGGUGCAACUUUCGUCGGACGAUGAGGACGACAAUGAAGAGAGCGACGGAGGAGAGAAGAUCACAAGCAGCAAGAAGAGAAGGAAAGUACUCAAGGGUGGUGGUACUGGCAGUAGUACUAGUGGAACAAGUAUGAUCAGUAGUUUGAAGGAGCUUCUGGAGGAGUUCAUGAAGCAACAGAUGCAAAUGGAGAUGGAAUGGAUGAAAGCUUGUGAGAGGAGAGAGGAGGAGAGGAGGGUGAAGGAGAUGGAGUGGAGACAAACAAUGGAAGCUUUGGAGAAUGAAAGGGUAGCGAUGGAGAGGAGGUGGAGAGAGAGGGAAGAUGAAAGGAGGACGAGAGAGGAAGCUAGAGCAGAGAAAAGGGAUGCUCUUAUAACAGCUCUAUUAAACAAGCUUAGAAGGGAAGAGAUGUAGUCAAUUAAUUUGGGUGGCCGGGCUAGCUCUUAAUUUGUUAGUAGUUUGUUUCGUUGUUUUUGAAGAAGCGGAAAACUAUAUAUGAGAGGUUUGAGGUUUGUCGUGAACUCUCAUUUAGCUCAUGCUUUGUUUUAUGGUUAAGAUUUAUAUAAAAUCUCCUAUUUUAAUUUUUUCUGCA
Molecule: messenger RNA, 1414 nt
Organism: Rhododendron vialii
Lineage: Eukaryota; Viridiplantae; Streptophyta; Magnoliopsida; Ericales; Ericaceae
Product: trihelix transcription factor GT-3b-like
Exons: 2
Coding region: 433-1236 (267 amino acids)
Source: RefSeq, a predicted model, not a curated record